UACCGGCGUCCGCUCGCCGGCGCCAUUUCUGGAGAGGGGGACGGCGGUGCGGCCUGCCGUCAUGGCGCUGUUCCCGGCCUUUGCAGGCAUUGGUGAGACUUCCGGUAGCGGCAGCGCCAGGAAAGAAUUAGACUGGCUGAGCAACCCAAGCUUUUGUGCUGGAGCCAUAACCUCUCUGAGCCAACAAACUGAAGGGGCCACAGCCCUGGUUUCUGAAGGGUCACUUCUGACAAGGAGCCCUCUGAAAUCAGAGCCUUCGGAUGAAAGUGACACUAACAAAAAGCCCAAACAAACAAGCAGAAAAAAGAAGAAAGGGAAAAAGAAGAAAAGGAAGCAUCACCACAAGAAAACCAGGAGAAAACAUGGGCGGUCCAGUAGCAGUGGGUCUGAGCCAGAUAGUGAUUCUGAAAAGGAUAAAGCUUCCAGAAGCAUUAGAGACAGUAAAAAGGAAUCCGAGAAACCAAACCGAGAAGGGAACGCCGUCGCUGAUACUGGGCACCGCUGCGUCUGGCUUGAGGACGUUCAGGCUCUCACAGGGGAAACCUUCAGAACAGAUAAGAAACCGGAUCCUGCAAACUGGGAGUACAAGUCUCUCUACCGAGGAGAUAUAGCAAGAUACAAGAGGAAAGGAGACUCCUGCCUUGGCAUUAACCCUAAGAAGCAGUGCAUAUCCUGGGAGGGGGCUGCCACAGAAAAGAAGCACUCACACAAGCAUGUCGAGCGCUAUUUCACGAAGAAGAGCGUGGGACUGAUGAACAUUGACGGAGUCGCCGUUGGCGGUAAAACCGAACCUCCCUCAUCUGAGCCGGUCUCAUUUAUCCCAGUGAAGGGCUCGGAUGAUGUGGUUCCUCCUGUUACGACCUGGUUGAACCCUCUGGGGAUUUACGAUCAGUCCACCACGCAGUGGUUACAAGGACAGGGUCCUUCAGAGCAAGAAUCAAAGCAGCCAGACUCACAGACAGACAGAGAGCAUGCCCUGCUCAAGGCCAAAGUGGAGGAGUUUAACAGGAGAGUUCGGGAGAAUCCCCGGGAUAUUCAGCUGUGGAUGGCAUUUGUUGCUUUUCAGGACGAGGUCAUGAAGAGCCCUGGCCUGUAUGCCAUCGAGGAAGGAGAGCAGGAAAAGCGGCAGCGGUCUCUGAGGCUCGUUCUGGAGAAGAAGCUGGCCAUCCUGGAGCGGGCCAUCGAAAGCAACCAGAGCAGCGUGGACCUGAAACUCGCCAAGCUGAAGCUCUGCUCCGAGUUCUGGGAGCCCUCCGCCCUGGCCAAAGAGUGGCAGAAACUGAUCUUUCUGCAUCCCAACGAUACAGCCCUGUGGCAGAAAUACCUUUUAUUUUGCCAGAGCCAGUUUAGCACCUUUACGGUGUCAAAAAUUCACAGUCUGUACGGCAAGUGCUUGAGCACCUUGUCUGCCGUGAAGGACGGCAGCAUCUUAUCGCACCCCGCCCUGCCGGGCACCGAGGACGCCAUGUUUGGUCUCUUUCUUCAGCAGUGCCACUUCCUGCGGCAGGCUGGUCACUCUGAGAAGGCGGUCUCUCUGUUCCAGGCCAUGGUCGACUUCACCUUCUUCAAACCCGACAGUGUGAAAGACCUGCCCACCAAAGGACAGGUGGAAUUCUUUGAGCCCUUCUGGGACAGUGGGGAGCCCCGGGUUGGCGAGAAGGGCGCCCGAGGCUGGAGAGCGUGGAUGCACCAGCAGGAGCGGGGCGGCUGGGUGGUCAUCAGUCCAGAUGAUGAUGAUGAUGAGCCAGAAGAUGAGGACCAGGAAAUAAAAGAGAAGAGUCUGCCCAGGUGGCAGAUCUGGCUUGCCACCGAGCGGUCCCGAGACCAGAGGCACUGGCGGCCGUGGCGCCCUGAUAAGACCAAGAAGCAAACCGAGGAAGACUGUGAGGAUCCAGAGAGACAGGUGCUGUUUGAUGACAUCGCACAGUCUAUGAUCCGUCUUUCCAGCCAGGAUCUUCAGUUUCAGCUGGUUGCGGCCUUUCUGCAGUUCCUGGGCGUGCCUUCUGGCCUCAGCCCUCCAGCCUCCUGCCUCUACGUGGCCAUGGAUGAGAACAGCAUCUUCGAUGACGGGCUUCAUGACGAAAUGCCACUGACUUUUCUCAACCUUUCCUUUUCCGGUGUCAGCUGUGUUGGCUGCUCAGACCCACUGGGCCGCCGGCGCUGGACCCGGGGUCACAAUCGAGAGGGCGAGGAGUUCAUCCGCAACAUCUUUCACCUUGUGAUGCCUUUGUUUUCAGGCCGGGAGAGGUCUCAGCUCUGCUUCUCUUGGUUACGGUACGAGAUCGAGAAGGUCAUUUGGUGUCUGCACACUAAAAACAAGAAGAGGCUAAAGUCACAGGGAAAGAACUGCAAGAAACUAGCCAAAAAUCUCCUGAAGGAGCCAGAAAACCGCAACAAUUUUUGCCUCUGGAAGCAGUACGCACAUCUGGAGUGGCUGCUUGGCAACACCGAGGACGCCAGGAAGGUGUUCGAUGCGGCGCUCAGCAUGGCGGGGGGCAGAGACCUGAGGGACCGUGAGCUGUGUGAGCUCGGCCUCCUCUACGCCGGGCUGGAGGCGGAGCUGUUGCCGGACCCGAGAGGGGCCGCCACGGCGCGAGCCGUUCACGUACUGACCAGGCUGACGGAGCAGGGGCCCUGCGGGCCCUACUCCGGACAGGCGCUGGCUGUUCACAUCUUGAAAGCUCGGAAGGCGUACGAACACGCGCUGCAGGACUGUUUGGGCGACAGCUGUGUCUCUGCUCCGGCUCCCAGCGACUCCUUCGACCGCCUGACUAGCCUGGUGAAAUGCUUCAUGCUCUUUCAGUACUUGACCGUAGGGAUCGACGCGGCCGUGCGGGUGUACGACCAGGUGCUUGCAAAACUGAAGGGCUCUGUUCCUCCAGGGGGCUCCGGCCCGGAGGACGGUGCCCGCGCCCAGGGCCCCCACGGCGCGCUGGAGGCCGUGACGCUAAUGCACACGAGCCUGCUCAGGUUCCACACGAAAGUCAGCCUUUACCCCCUGGCUCCUCUGCGACAGGCUCUCUCCGAGGCGUUAAGGUUGUACCCAGGCAACCAGGUGCUUUGGCGGGCAUACGUGCAGAUUCAGAGCAGGUCCCACACAGCCAGUGAGACCAGAAGAUUUUUCGACGCGGUCACCAGGUCUACCAAACUCUUGGAGCCUUGGUUGUUUGCGAUCGAGGCCGAGAAAAUGAGGAAGAGACUGGUGGAAAGUGUUCAGAGGGUAGAUGGUAGAGAGGUCCACGCCACAAUUCCCGAGACCGGCUUGACACAUCGCAUCAGAGCCCUGUUUGAAAAUGCGUUGCGGAGCGACAACGGCAGCCAGUGCCCCUUACUGUGGAGGAUGUACCUGAAUUUUUUGGUUUCCUUAGGAAACAAAGAAAGGAGCAAAGGCGUGUUCUACAAAGCACUUCAGAAUUGUCCCUGGGCGAAGGUAAGUUCCAGAGCCCCCGAGAUCCGCACAUUCCCAGGGACCUUCCCGCCAAGCCUCGGUGCCCGCCCCUCUCUCGUGUCCUUGUGGACAGGGCCCAUGCCAGACCCUUUCAUCGUGCAGCUGUCCCCCGUGGAGCCUCAGCUGAUGGGCGAUUGUUUCCUUUCCUUGCGCGUUGCUGUGGGCAAGGGGGUCCGUCAUUUGCCCAAAGCUCAGCCCAGAUGCUGAAAGCAUUGGGGUCUGUGUCCCAAAGCCCGGUCAGGAGGUGUCAAACACAGGGACAGAGAUGUCCACCUAGUCCUGACCCCACUUCGGGAAGAGAAGGCUUUGCUGGAGUUCACCCCUUCCACCCCACUUCUGUGAGUUGGGCAUCCUGCCCAGUGAGGCCGAAGGGGAGCGCAGGCUGUGGGGGGCGGCGUGGGGGCAGCUGGCUAGCGCUGGACCCCUGGCCCUAGGUGCUGUACCUGGACGCCGUGGAGCACUUCCCCGAAGAGAUGCAAGAGGUCCUGGACCUGAUGACAGAGAAGGAGCUCCGGGUGCGCCUGCCCGUCGAGGAGCUGGCGCUUCUGCUGGAGGACUAGACCAGGAGGGAACGGGCCCUGCCUUCCGGGCCUCUCGCCUGCCCCGCCCCCGACCCCCCCACCGGAGCCGGGAUGCGCAGGACUGGGACGCAUGUGUGUGAGCAUGUGUCACGAGACCUCCGCUUUUCAAGUUUCUUAAUUCUUAGUAAUUUGGGUCUGGGUUAUCAGUCUUUUACCUCUUGCACAUUGUUUGGAUGUGUGAAGGACACAAAACCAUUGCUUACAUAUUGUAUAUGUGAAUGUGUGUACGUAGGGAACAAUCCUGCCAAGUGAAAACUAAACCCGUCGUGGCUGGUGUGCGGGAGGUCUGUUCCACUCCUCUGCCCGGCCGUGAACGUUCCCCACUGGCACCCUUGGUGGUCCUGCCGUCGUGGUAGGAAAGGUCUGGUUUCUGAGCACUCGGCCCUCUCCCCGCAGCUGGUGAGGAGAGCAGCUUUUGCCCUUAAGAGCCGUUUAAAACUUGGUGUUCUGGCCUCGCUCCCAUUUUAAAAGUUUCUCAUUAUUUGCUAGGCUCUUGAUGCCACCUCCCUUCUGUGGACCAGGAGCAUCACCUGGGGGCUUGUUAGAGAUGCAGCCUCUGGGCCCACCUCAGCCCUUCUGAGUCAGGGCCUGCACUUGAACAGGACCCCCUGGGGACUCAGGUGCACCAAGUGUGGGGGGCACUGCCCAAAGGACCCCUGCGGCAGGGGAGUGUGCAGGCGGCCAUCUGAGAAGUGCAGAGUGGAGCCAGCGCCUUCCCACCAAACCCACCCCUGCCUGGGGGCUGUGACACAGAGGCCCAGACCCAGACCUGCCAGGCCACAUUCUUGUUUUGAUUUCUGAGGGUAUGAAUGGAACGAAACGUAAAUAUCCACAUUCAGACCACUUUCUUCUGAAAAGGACACGCCUUGCAGUCAUUAUUAAGGACACUGAACUGGGAGGAAAUUGCUCUAUCUUCCCUGAGGUCCUGCUCUAAGAGAAACGCGGACAGCUGCUGACUCUAUCGUGAUCUCUAGAAUGGCUGAAGUUGUAUUUCUUUGGCAUCUCAUCCAGAGAAGCCCGUGUCGUGGAAGAGAAUCUUGCCUAGAAACCAGCGGACACUGGUUGGGGAGAAGGGCGGCGGGUCAGGGCACCCAAGGAAGGUGGCUGGCCAGCCAAGUGGACGCUUGCCUUGAUCUGUCCCGCUUCCUUCGCGGCUUCAAAACUGAACUGUUCAAGAGAGGGGAGAAGUGCCGGAAAUGGAUGAAGAAAGGGAGCCACGUUCCCGGGCCACAGAUGCCGUUACACCUGGAAACUUCGCGGCAACAGAGCACACGUCCAGUUCACCUACCUACACUGAGGAGAGAGCAUGCGUUCUGGCUAAAUGGAAAUCUCCCCAUUUACUGCAUUUAUUGUCUCGCAACACUUGCCAAAAGUAAAACAACCCACACAACAUGAUGUGAUAAAACCACAAUCUCAGCACUAAGUUUCUAUCUGGUUGUGACCCUCAGGAUAUUUCAAAUGGUUCAGCAAAAAAGAAAGUGAACAGAAUGAUAAAGCAAAGAGGUAAAACGGUAACACUUGGUGAACCGAGGUGAUGGGUAUGUGGGCAUUUACUAUUGUUGCAACUUUUCUGAAGACUUCAAAUUUCCUAAAAUACAAAGUUCAUGCAAAAUUUAAAAACUCUCUUUAAGUUGAAGUUACCGACAAAGACCCUAACCUAGUUCUACAGAUGCCAAUGAUACGCAAUUCAGUGCAGGCACCGGCGUGAAAAGGCCCCACACGCGCCGUCCCUACCUGACGGUGGCACUUACCCCUACCUGACAGAAACCCAGGUCCUCACAUACAGAGCAGGCUGGCCCCACACUCAGUGCUGCCGAGCCUCGCCCUAAUUCUGGUCAUCUGGGAAGAAACGUCCUCACGCGCACACACAACCAAGAGGUACAGUCCAGCCCAGGUUCUCACCUUGAUGUCGGCCCCAGAGAGGUCAUCUUUAGCCAUGAUCAAGUCGUCCAGGGUCACAUCAUCGGCCAGCGUCAUCCUGCUUGUGUGGAUCUGAAAGAUGCGCCUCUUGGUCUUUUCAUCGGGCAGGGGGAACUCAAUUUUCCUGUCAAUGCGGCCUGCGGGUAUAAAAGGUUUCCAGUCACACCCCUGUGGCUCCCCCCAGGCUCCGCUGUGGCUCGGGAAGCCUGUCUCCUCACACCUGCAGUUUCAGAGGGAAACUUCCCUUGUGGGAAGGGUCCAAAUCUUGAAAAGUGAACACUGCUCUUUGUAAAUACCCACGUUUGAAUUCAUCCCGUUUAAAAGAAAUCCUCUCUCCUCUGGUACCUUCAGAAACACACAAACUAGCUACUGCUGCUUUUGGUGCUACCCGAGUGCGAAAUUAACUGGAGCUACCAGAGGAGCUAUUUCUUCAGAAAAAAAGAGUAUUCAUUACGGGAAAGAGAAACGGUCACGACUUAAGACCGCGAUGACAAGGGCCACACUACACCUACUACAUCAUGCUCUUAGCCAUUACCUCAGUGGAACGCAGCUUUUGGGAAGUCAUUCUACACUUCAAUAAUGUACUUGCCUUGACGUGUAUCACUUUUAAAUCCCCCGAAAGUGCACUUAAACACGAACACAUAUAAACACACUCACUCUCCGUGAUGGGACAAAAGCAAAUCUGACCUGGUCUGAUAAGUGCUGGAUCCAAAGUUUCUAUCCGGUUUGUGGCCAUGAUAACUUUCACGUCACCCCUUGAAUCAAAUCCAUCCAACUGGUUCAACAGUUCCAACAUUGUUCGCUGGAUUUCUCUUUCACCACCGGAAUUUGAAUCGUAUCUUUGAAAAAGAAGAGAAGGGAUGAAAACCGAACUGAUCUCCUGCUGAAGGGGAAUUAUAAAAACACCUCUGAUGCCCUCAAUUCUAGCAACAAAAUCAGCACAGCCUCCCAACCACCACAUAAUCUUACUUAAACUGUAGAUGUUUUGUGCCUGAGAUGGCAUCAUUAAUUCAGAUUGCACGUUUGGUAUCUGAGCCCCCGACCCAACCAUGAGCUCCUGGAAAGCCUUGUGACAAUGGCUGCGUCCCCAGAGUGCAGAUGAUGCCUGGCUCAGAGGGAAACUCAAGGCAUGGCUGCACACUAAUCUCCAGACGGUCACGACUCCCGGGUGGUUGUCACCUGGCACCCCGGAGCAGAGCCUAAAGCGUCCACAGCCGCGUACAGAAGGAGCCAAGGCAAACCCAUGUGCGGGCCACGCAGGCAGUGCUCCGUGAUCAUUCUCAGACAAGAGCUACAAGGUCUUUACCUCUAAAUGACACAAAGAGAAAAAUGUACCUUUUUGUUCCAAUGGCAUCAAUUUCAUCGAUAAACACUAUGGAUGGCGCGUGUUCUUCUGCAACUCGAAAUAACUCCCGAACGAGUUUGGGCCCAUCACCUAGGUACUUCUGAAUAAGUUCAGAGCCAACCACUCUAAGGAAAGUGGCUGAGGUUUGGUUUGCUACUGCUUUGGCUAAUAAGGUUUUACCUAUUUUAGGUUAGAAAAAGAAAGACAAAGUGAAAAAACCCUCAAGUGCUGUCUUAACUUGAAAACCCUGUCACUACCACCUAAAACGGGCAUAAAAAACGGGCAGAUCCCUCCGAUGAAAAGGCAUGCCACCAUUCCAGUGUCUUGACAUUAUGUUCUCCAAGGCAGAUAAGAGGAAAUUCAGAACGUUCUGAUUAUUUUUAACCAUCUUCCUAAAGUCAUCAUCAUAGUGUCAGAAAAUACACUUUACUGGGUUAUUCGAACUUGCAUAGAAGUUGCAAGUUAUUAACCCGACGCAUGCCACCAGGGUUUGAGAUCCAAACUCUACUCUGUGAAACAAUCAGUGAUGGAAAAACGGCCUGAGAACCCUAGGUCUGACCUAAGGAAACACUCUUUAGCACCAGGCCUGCAGCCCCCGGGGCCACCUGAGGAGUCGUGGCUGUGCUGGCUGGGCUUCCCCGAGGCUCAGCUGAGACAGGGCCAGCUCCCAGUGAAACCCACAAAUGAUAGCUCUUCAGACUUUUCUCAGUCUCUGUUGUGUCCUUGUGAGGAACUUCCUCUCCCCAAUCUCAGGGAAGAUCUCAAACAUUUCCAGUCCUACCCCGUUCCUUGAGAUUUCUAUUUCAGGUCAAAACCAAGAGAUCUGGCAGCCAUUUUGUGAACUUUAGGGCUGGAAGACCUUGGCCCCUUUGAUGGUGAGUGAGGACAGGGGCACAGGGCCAAGCAGGAGCAUCAGGACACAGUGGCAGUUAGAGCAGGGCCGGUAAAGGACCAACCUUAGGCCCGCGGGGGAAGGGGAGGAGGCUGCCGGGGAGUAACACGGAAGACUUAGUUCAAGUGGAAAGAAGGACGAGGCUACAAGAUGUGGCCACGACAUCCUUAUGGUGAGACAGACAGAGGGCUGGGUGUGAAGGCUUAAAGUGCGGAGACUCCCCGAGAGAACCGACUAGGGCUGGUGAACAGAAGACAAAAAGGACCUAAGGGGGUGGCAUCUGUCAGUCCAGAAGCGGCCAAGGCCAGCUGCUGUGGCACUGCAGUAGCCAGAGGGCUCACCGAACCGGCUUCUUCCUCCUCCUGUCAGGCCCACCACCCUGUGCUUCACCCCAGCUCCUCAGAUCGGUCCCCAGCAGUGCACAUGCACCAAAGGAGGCCUCUCUUCCAGCCUCAGCCCUGUUGCCAGCUCACUCCCAGAGCGACCGCGGCCUUGGGCUAGUGGUCACUGGCCUGACACUUGAUUUCCUGGGCUGUAAGAGGACAGGCUGCAGAAGCUCCAUGCCUCCGGAGCUCGUCUCCACUUGUGUCCCAGUCCCUCCACUGUGGGCAGUCCCCAGUCCUCUCAGGAUCCUCCUGGGAACGUGGUUUCAAUUCACUCAAAUAACUGUGCUUCCUCUGGAAUUUACACAGCGAUGUACUAAGUCCUGGACUGUACAACUUACUCAGGUCAACUAGUCGCACGGUGAACCAAAUAUAUGUGUUUUUAUCUUCAUCUAUGUAUACAGUAUUAUAUUCAUUCAGUACCAAUGGACCAGAGAAUGAACCUAAUCUGAACAGCACAGAAUAGGUUUUAAAUCAGCGGUUCUCCACCAUGGUUCUGAUGUCUGGCCACACACUCCAGAUGCAGAUCGGGAUUUUCAGGGUGGGACCAAAUACUGGUAUUUUUUAAAGCUCCAGGGUCUGGGCUGAUGGCUCAGAGCCUGGAGCCUGUUUCCGAUUCUGUGUCUCCCUCUCUCUCUGCCCCUCCCCCGUUCAUGCUCUGUCUCUCUCUGUCCCAAAAAUAAAAAUAAACGUUGGAUAAAGAAAAUAAAGCUCCAGGGUGAUCCUAGUGUACAGCCAAGGUUGAGCAUCCUGGUUUAUUUCCUGUCUUCUAAAGUAUAUUUAAUAGACUCACACUAAUCUUGAAUCAUGAAUACUUGAAAGCCUUAUGUUUUACAGCAUGUAAAUGAGGUAUACAAGAGGAGUUCUAAGAAACUGUAAAUGCAUUCACACUGAGCAGGCAUUUGGGGUGGGGGCUGCCUACUGGUGUUAGUUUUUUGUUGCAAUUCCUACUACUGUUUUUAACACAUUAAGUCUGUUAAGUCUACAAUUUCAAGUCUAAGAUAAUUCAGUUUCUAGGCAUCUACUAUACAGAUAAAUAUACUUUUGUGUAAUAGGUAUGUUUCCGUAUUUAUUCCAGAAACGUCCAAAAUGCCGCUUAGAGAACUUUGUUUUAAACUAAGGAAUUGUGGCAUCAUUACUCAAGAAUUAAUUAUAACAAGCUAAUACUGCAGCUCAGGAGAUCAGCUGAGUGCCCAGAGAGUGUCAAACACGGAGCAUACGUACCUGUGCCAGGUGGUCCAUAGAGAAUGACCCCUUUUGGGGGCUUUAUACCCAUCUCUUCAUAAUAUUCAGGAUGAGUGAGAGGAAGCUCCACAGAUUCCUACAGAAAACAAACACUGGUAAAAAUAAAACGCUUUCCUACUAAAAUUACCAGAUCCAUUAACCGGCGUCAGGAAUACAGCUCACUUUCAACAAAAAUAAGCUAAAACCUCACUUACUACUGUUAGAGACACUGUGGGUGACUUCCUCUAGCAGCAAGGACACAUUGAAGAGGACCUCUGUCCCGCCUGAGCUGCCGCCCCCUGCCUAUUGCUCCCAAUUUCCCUCUAACUUUCCAGAAGCCAGCCUUGAGCAACAUUUAAUAAGCUCUUCCUGAGCAAAAGAACUUCAAGUGAAAAUACACCCUUUCCAUUUAAACUACAGACAGGAGCUGGGAUGAUUUUCUGAUUGCUGUUACACCGACGGACACGCUGGCUAGAGAUCGAGCUGUCUGAGAGGUGCCGAGUGGAGACCGGGGACAGCUGUGCAUGACCUCCCUACAGACGAGACGCCGUGCAGGUGGCUGGCCCACAGCCAACCUGAAUGACCACUGCACUUCCCCCGACUCACACUGUCCCCACAUCACUGGAGGUUUCCAGAUGGCCACAGCUGAAGUUAACACAGAUGGAAACAUUAUAUAUUCACACACACAAUAAACACUGCAUAUACAAAGGAUUAAGCUGCAGCUGCUGAAGCAACAAUCACCCAAUUUAUUUCCAUUACCUAACUCGGUAUUAACAGCUACAAAAGAGCACACUGGCAAGCUCUGUUACUGUUUGAUCAGUACAGAAAAAACAAAAUAUGCAAAAUAACUCUAAGCACCCUAAAUGAGGCAGCAGUAAGAAAUCUAAAGUCUAAAAACCCAGAGCCGGUGCCUAGACCUACCUUAAUUUCCUGGAUUUGGUUGUCCAACCCCCCAAUAUCAGCAUAGGUUUCCUGGGGGGCCUUUUCUACUUUCAUCACCGUGACCAAGGGAUCCGUGUCAUCCAUGAGCACCCCUAUGACGGCAUGUACCUACAGAGAACGUUAAGUUUUACUGCAGGGACGUGAGGUUUACACAAUCCAUUUACAACAGUGCAAUGCCAGUCACCAGAACGGCACGGAUAGGCGGAUCUGAAAGGAAGGAGAAAGCAUCCCUAAUUCGGGGCUUCGAGACCGGCAACUUGCCUUGUGGUUGAGCAGGACCGAACAGCCUGGCUCCAGCAGGUCCUUGUCUACAAAGGAGAGAAUGCUGACGUAGUGUUCUGAGCCCACAGACGUGGACACGAUGGCGUGAUUGUCAUCAAUGAUCUCUUCCAACGUUCCUACCGACAUCGGGGUCCCCCUCAGAUCAUCCACCUUUGAUCUCUCCUCCUAUGUAAGAGUAUGCCACGAAGGAAAAGCGGGUUAGACCUAAAAAGUAGACAAUGCUGACAGUUUUACUAGAGUUACUAGAUUUUACUACGUUUACAAAGCAGGUGGUGCUUUUAAAAGGCAGCUAAUUUAUGAUUCACAAGAGGCUGCACAGGUCAACUGCUUGAAUUUCACUUAUUCACUGAAUUCUAUUUAAUAACUAAAACCGUCAAUUUGUAAAAUCACAGUUACAGUAAUUUCUCAGUUUACCUCUUGCUUUUCUUCUAAAGGCUUCAUUUGUUCCUGAUUUCUAAUGAAUUCUUCCUCCAUGAGAAGAUAGUCUUUAAUUCUCUCUAACUUCAGUAAUUUUAAGCGGCACUGAGUGUGAGGUGUCACUGUAAUUAAAAAGGUUUUAUUGUAUGUGGAGCUUGACGUUCGCAAUGAAUUAAGUCCAUCCAUAAGAAAAAAAGGUUAAGACUUAAAAUAAGCCAAUAAGCAGGCGCCUAAAUGCAAAGGGAAGAGAGACUUUGGCAGUUCUAAGUAAGCAGGUAAAAACGGGACGAGUUCUAUGACCAGACAGCUAAUACAAAAUGACAUACACUAAGUGAACUGUCUUUAUAUAUAAGAAAAAAAGAACUCAAGGACCCAAAAGACAGUUUGCUUCGGUGUUUUAUUCCCCAUAGGUGCUAAUAAAAGUAGCUACAAGUGCUGUUCAGUCAGAAUACAUGCUGCAUGCUAGCUAGAACAAAAGCAUCCACUUGUAGGAGGACCGUGAGAUAUCAGUGGUAUUAACAUAGGCGGCAAACAUUUUUUCCACACUCUUCUGCGUUCUUUUGGCUUGAAGUCCCCUGCUGCACAGGAAUUUUAGCAUAUAUAGACAAAAAUGCCAAUCUUUUCUUUUGUGGUUCCUAGGUUUCUUCAAAAUGUCUCUCCUUCCCUGAGGUUAAAUAUAUUCCUGAAUUUUUGUUCAUUUACUUAUUUUCACGUCUGUACUACAUCUGGCAAAAAGGGAUCUAAUUUCAUUUUCCCUCAACAGCAAAUAAAAUAUGCCAGCCAUUUA
Messenger RNA from Prionailurus viverrinus (fishing cat), 12221 nucleotides. It is a transcript of the gene NRDE2, whose product is annotated as NRDE-2, necessary for RNA interference, domain containing. Bases 62 to 3655 code for a protein of 1197 amino acids. Gene Ontology annotation, cellular component: catalytic step 2 spliceosome. Gene Ontology annotation, molecular function: protein binding. The record is from RefSeq and is a predicted model, not a curated record. Lineage: Eukaryota; Metazoa; Chordata; Mammalia; Carnivora; Felidae. Gene Ontology annotation, biological process: RNA processing; regulatory ncRNA-mediated post-transcriptional gene silencing; negative regulation of RNA catabolic process. The transcript is spliced from 14 exons.